This is a messenger RNA of Ectocarpus sp. CCAP 1310/34, 10770 nucleotides long. Lineage: Eukaryota; Phaeophyceae; Ectocarpales; Ectocarpaceae. The record is from the annotation of a GenBank genome assembly.
AUGGAGGGGAGGGCCGCGGCAGCACCAGUCGGGUUGGUCGACAGCGGCAGUGGUAACGCCCAACGCUUGCUAAAGAAGGAGAACGCAAGACUCCAGGCCCUGGUGUCCGAGCUCCGCGCUGCUUCCCCCAGCGUCGCUCGCCUGACCGACCUCGCCGUGUGGAGAGAACGAGAGGCUUUCGAGGAGAAAAAGAACAGAGCGCUGGUCCUCCUGCGGAAAAAAGAUGCCAAGAUCCGGGAGCUUGGCGAAGUCGUGGCCAAGCGCAACAAUAGCGCCAGACAGAGAGCUGCACUCGAAAAAUCGGUGGCGGCGGCAGGUGUCGGUGAUUGUGAUGCCAGGGGCGGGGGCGCGAAUAACAAGAUGAAAAACAACACAUCCGCUACUGCCGGAGUUGUUGAGAUGCUGGAGGGGCGUGUCGAGGAACAGGCGGACCAAAUAGAGGCUUUGCUCCAGGAGGUGAUAAGGCUGCGGUCUGCCACUGCACCCGACAAUGCCUCUCGCACCACAGUCACCGAAGGCGAAGAGGGGAGGGGCGAUGCCGUACACCCCAUUUCCCGCGGCGGUCGGGGGUCCGUGUCGACCCAUCGCCCCCCGCUGUACUCGGAGUACGAUGCCUGCGCUGACGACGAAGAGCGGCGAGAGGGUAUGGGGGCACCGCGAAAGGGACCGGCACCGGAAAGGGUGGCGACGGGUGAUCUCCCCUCGGAGGUGUCUCGGCUUGAGACGGUCGCCUUAUCCCGGAAGGACGCGGCCUUGAAGCAAGCCACGGCAGAGCACCGCGAGCGCGAAGCGAGGCUCAGAGACAGGGUUCGGGCGCUGGAGCGCCUGCAGGAGACUGCGCGUCGCACCGUGCUCGACCGAGAAGAGCGGCUAAGGAAGGCGGAGGCAACGGUAGCGGAGGCGUCGGUCACUGUCGCCGCCGCCGCCGGUACGCCGCCCUCCUCCCCCCCCCUCAACGCCGAGCAAGGCGUGACUGGGUUCGAGGCAGCGCCGGCCGGGGUUCCUCCUCCUCCUCCUCCUGCCGGUGCUGAUGGCGGGACUCUCCGCGGUGCGGCGGAGCCUGCGACAUCGGGAGGCCGCGGUCCCGCUGCAGAGGAGAGAGAAGCGGAAGAUUUCGCCGCCAAUGAGUGGUGGUUGCACCUGGCGGAAGCCGAGAGGAGGCGCGCGGAGAGGGAAGCUGCUGGCAGGGCAAGCGCGGCCGCUCAUGGUGGUGGGGGCGUCGCCGAGGGUGGGGACGGGGCAGGAGGGAAAGAAGCGCGGCGGCUGCACCGGCUGCUCGAGGAGCAAGGGUUGGAGGUCGUAGCCCUGCGCCAGAGAGUGCUGAAAGCGGAGAUCCUUGCGAGGACUAGGGACAGCGGUCGUCGCGACGAGGAGCGUUCGGCUAAGGAGGAGGCCAAGGAGCGUGAUGGGCUGAAGGGUGUCGGCGUUGAGGGCUCGUCGACGAAGACGCAGAAGCUCGUCGAGAGUGCGGACCUGGCGGAGAUGGAAGGUCGGGUUGCGGAUCUUCACGCGCGGGGAGACACCCGCGAGGCGCUGAUGGUCGCCCGUGAGACGAUGUCGGCGCUGAAGUUGGCCUUGAUUCGGACGGAGGGGAAAGUCGAGCUUCACGCGCAGCUGUUGAGAGACGAGAAGCGGCGGUCGGUGGCAUCGUUGUCAAGAGCUGAAGACCUCCAGGGGGAGGUGGACAGGAUGGCGGUACAACAGACUCUUGAUGGGGUUGCGGGGGGCACCGUGAGCGCGCUGGCGCUGAUAGACCGCUUCGCCGGGACGCUGUACCGGCAAUCCCGCCGCGUCAAGGUGUGUACGGUGCCGGUUUGCGAGAUCGUGAAACGGUCAGCGGCAACGAUUGGGUCUUUGGCCCGUGGAGGCGCGUGGUGUCUCCGCCCUCACCGCGUUCCGUCAACGAGUUGCUGCACGAACGAAAAUGUUACAGACAUCGUGUGUCUCACAAAAUCUUGCGGCUUGUUUGACACCGGUAUCGGCACCAAGAGGGACGGGCGGAUCCCCCGCCAGAAUGAAGCGGGCACAAGAGCCUGGCGGUCGGACAUGGAGGAUCAAGUUUGGGCGAUGCGGAACCGAUGCGCUCGACUGGCCCGGCUCGCGCGAGGCGACACCGCGGACGGUGGUAGCCCUUCCGGUGCCGCGGCCGCUCCCGCCGCUGCCAGCGGAGCUGGACGCUCAGGUGCACCGGGAAGACCACUGUCUGAAGGGCGGCGAGAGGAGGACGAGUGCUGGGUCACGGCCGGAGUGCAGGAGGCGGCGGCGGCCAUGGAGGCCGGCCGUCGGAGAGCCCUGGAGCAAGAGGUCGAGAGCCUGAGGAACGAGGUUUUAGCCGAGCGCCGACGUGCAGACGCGGCCGAACUCGAAGCCAGGGACGAACGCCGCCUCCGGUCGCUCGCCGCCCCCGCUGGCGGUGGUGGCGGCAGCAGCAGCAACAGCCAAGAUUAUACCAUCAACUUCGCCAACACGGGCGACGAGGCCGCGCUUCGCCGGAAGCUGGAGUUCGCCGCCGGCGAGAUCGAGGCGUUGCGCACCCAUAACAGGGACCUCCGCAGCCAGGUUCAGUCCGGCUGGUGGUCCUGGAGGCCUAGCUCUUCUGAAGCGGGAGCCGACAACGACGAGAGCGAGCCUUUGAGCGGUGGCGGCGGCGGUGUGGAAGAUGAAGAACGCGGGCUUCUAGACGGUCUUGUCUCUUCCGGUGCUUGCGCGGCGGCGGAGGCGGCGCUGAAGGAGAUCGACGCCACCGGUGGUGGUGGUGGUGGUGAUGGUGAUGAUAGCAACGUCUCGAUCGAGGUGGACCGACUCACCUCCCUGCUGUCGGAGAAGGACGUGCAGAUUGGUGUGCUCACCUCCACCAUCGAGGCGCUCCAAACCUCGCCCGCGUUCGCCCCCCCGCCGCCGCCUAGAAAGGGCGGCGUGGCGGCACCCAGCGCUAACAUCGACGGCGCUGCCGUCGGGGCCUCCAGCCCGCGGCUUCGGACAGAUCGGGAGACCGCCCGCAAGCCAACUAGCAGGGGUUCGUUGAAGUCCUUCUGGGCCGCCGACGUUUCUGGCUGCGGUAUGGACGACGGGGAAGAAGGGGUAGGGGCCCUCAACCACGUCGGGGCGCAGGGCUUGGCGAGGCGGUGCGUGGCGCUCACCGUGCGUCUCACCUCGGCCUUGGCUCGCGAGGGCCGGGCGGAGAGGCGGGCGGAAAGACUCGCGGCGGAGGCGGGGCGGCGGGAUAGGAAGACCAGGGCGGCGGCGAGGGCGGAGGAAGGCCAGGCGAGGCGCAACCGUGCCUUGGAGAACGCCGCGAGGAAGACCGCCGCCGCGCUGGGCAGCCUUCGUGCGGAGAGCGCUGCGAGGCUUCGGGAGGCGGGAGAGGAAGCGUCUCAAUUGCGGAGGGCCCUUCGAGACGCCGAGCUCGGUGCUGACGACGCUUGCCAACGGUUAGCGUCAUCGAGGGCCGAGUGCCACGCACUGGCCGUCGAGCUCCGAGAAAGUCGCCAACAUCACCGCGAGGAAGUUCUCCGUCUCUCGGAAGCGCACGACGCGAGGAUAAAGGAAUGCGCCGAGCGGUUGUCCCUCGAUGGCGCCUCCCUUCCGCAACCGCCGCUGGUCGGUCACGGUACGAGAGGAAGGCGGCGCGGGGCGACUGCGACGGUAGCGGCUUCCGUGGCAUCGUCGCCGGUGGCCGCCGCGAUCGCCGAGCUCGCGGCGCAGUGGCGCGCUUUUGUUUCGAACGGCAUGGGCGACGACUACGAGAACGACGGCAACAACAAGAGUCGUCGUCGCCGCCGGCAGCGAACUUCGGCAUCCGCCGACGUCGCAGGCCCGAGCGGUGGUGGGUACCGUCGGGGAAAAGAAACGGUGGUCCCUGGCGGCGGCGGCGGCGGCAGCAGCAAAGGAAUGGUUAUCUCGGAGCGUCAACUCACCGCGACGGCGAUGUUCCUGCAGGAGACCGCCGUCCGCCUCGACAGCGAGUGCUCCCGCGCCGUCCGCCGAGCGCGGGCGCUGGAGUGGGAGCUCGCCCGCGCCCGGCGGGGGCAGCUCGACGCCACCACCGCCCUGGAGGAAGCACGGGAAGAAGUCUGUCGCCUGUCUGCUCGCACAGCGGUGGCGGAAGCUUCCGUGGCCGCCGCUUCCGCCGCCGCCGCCGCGGUCCCGCCCGCAGGCCAGCUUUCCUACGCCGGCCACCUGGCAGAGUCUUCCUCCUCCUCUGCGUUGCCCGGCAGUGGUGGUGGCGGCAGCGGCGGGAUUCGGUUCGGCGGCGACGAUGCCGGCGAGGAGGCGUCAACGGGGACGGGGAGAUGGAACUACUACACCGUCGCGGCUGUCUCGCUGUUGGAGAAGCGGUUUGCGGCGGCGGUGGAGGACCUCGUCGCCGCGGGGGCGGGCCGAGCGGCGGCCGUCGCCGGGGAGGCGGCGGCGAACGCCCGGGCAGACGCGGCGGAGGCGGGUGCGAGGGAGUCCCUCGCCCGCGCCGACCUACUCGCCGCGGACCUGGAGCGGCACAAGGUGUCGGCGACGAUGAGGCAGGAUGGGGCGGCGGCGGAAUGGAGGAGGGAGAUACGAGCGGAGCUCGGGCGGUGGUGGAAGGACGACUUGCUGGCUCUCCACAGCGGUGUGGUCCUCGACUGGGGGAGCGCGGGCGCGGCAGACGCCGCAGCGGCGGCGCUGACAAGGAAGAACAAGAAUAUGCCCGUCGAUGGUAUCGGCGGCGGUGGCGGCGGUUUCACGAGCGGCAGCCGGUACUCGGCAAACCCUGACUCGGAGGGCGGACACGCCACCGCUAGCAUUGAGAGAACCGAGCAUGGCGUCUCCGGCGAGGAGGCCAUGGCGCAGGCUCUUAUCGCUGGCCGCGAGGAGCAGGCUCACCUGGAGGACCGCCUGCAGCUCAGCGAGCGUCGUGUUGAGAAGCUCUGCGGGGAAACGCUUCGCCUUCGUGCCACCCUCGAACGCUGGCACACAGAAUUCGUGGCACCGGCCCUUCAAAAAGCGCAGGUGUGGGAGAGGCGGGGUGUACUGCCACAUCCCGGUGAUGUGGGGGGCGCCGCCUUGGAGGCUCCACAGCGAGGACCAACGGCUGCAGCCACGGUGGCGGCCGUGGACGGGAAAAGCGUGCUCGAGAGGAAACUCCUGGAGGCGACGGCCGGUUUGCUCGGGGUCCGCGAGGAGGCCAUGGGUCUCCGGCGGGAGGUGGCGUCGCUACGGGCCCUCGUGGCAAGGCUGCGAGAGGAUGAGAAUGAUGCCCGGGAAACAGCGAGGCGUCGGGUCGAGUCCGCGCGAGAAGCUUCUCGCCGGAGGGCCGACGGAGACCUCAAAGACGCCGCUGAACGGCUGGAGGAGGAGCGCGAGCGGUUCAAGGCGCAGCUCGGAGCCGCCCACGCGGAGAUCUUGCGGCUUGGCGAGGAGGCGACGGAAUCGGAGAGGCGGCGAAAUUUGGACAAGGAGCGGCGUAAUCGCCAAGCAAGCGCGGCGAGGCUAUGUUCUACCGGCGAGCAUGGUGGUGUUGGCGACAACGGGCCGUCGGGGGAGGGGUCGACCACCGUCGAUGACGGUGGUGUAGGAGGGAGAACUGGCGGCGGCGGCGGGGGCGGCGGCGGUGGCGUUAUUUUGGAAGAAAGAACGGGGGUGCCCACCGGCGGGCGAAAGCGUCCGGCGAAUGGAAACGGACGGGAGGGAGGAGGGGCUGGGGGGGAGCAGAUAGAGAGAGAGCGGGCGCUUCGGCGGGAGGUGGAGGGAGAGAGGGAGGCACUGAGACGGAUGUGCAACGGGCUUGCCGUGGACCUGAAGGGGGCUGUCGAGGCUAGGUCGGAGGCGAAUGAUGAGCGGGAGGCUCUUGUUCAGGAGGCGGCAAGGGCGAAAGCCGAAGCCAAACUGGCCGGGCUCGCGCGAGAGAACCUCGAAGCAGCUCUCAAGGAGCUCGGUCACCUUUUGGAGUUCGCGAGGGAGACGGCAGGGGCUACGCGGGAUGCACCUGUGGGGCAGGGGGAUGACGAGGGCCGACCGCUCCAUGCGGCCGGCCUUUCCGGUUGGGACCGUUCUAAAGUAGAGGCCCAGAGGUUCGCAAGAGUCAUGGUAGCUGCCAAGGUGGCAGAAGCCGACCUCUUGCGGCGUCUGCAAGGCGCAGCUUCCGCAGAGGCCGAACUCCGACACCUCAUCCGUCGAAGAGACAUUCGGAUCGAGGAGCUCAAGCGCGACCUGGCAACAUUUGACAGGCUAGGGCGGUCGAUGUCCGGCGGGAGCGGCAGCGGCAGCAACCGCCACCACCACCACCAGCGCCUCAGCCUUCGGGAGUCGGGGUCGAUUGGCUCUCCAGGGAAUGUUUCGGGAGCGGCGGCGGCGACGGCGGCGGGAGAUACGGCAGCACGUGGCAGCCAGGCGAAAGCCGUGGCGAGCGAGCGGGCGGCGAAGGAGGUGGCGUUGACGGCGACCUUGAAACACCUUGAGCUCGAGCUGGCGGAGGCGUCGGCGAGGGGGGAAGUCGGGGACGCGGUCACUCGAGCGGCGGAGCGUUUCGCGUUGCGACUGUUACCAGAGGCCGAGAGCAGUGGCGGUGGUGGUCGCGGCGCGUGGAACAGCAAGGGGUACUGCACCGCAUGUGGGUUGACCCCCGAACGAGCAAGGCGCCCGGUGGCGAAUCUAGCUGAUUCUGGACGCGGGGCGUUGUUCUUGGUGCCCAGCGCGGAUGUCGAGCGAAAGGCCACGCUAGCAGCAUCGUCGGCCGCGUUGGAUGCGGCGACCGAGGCGCAACCCGAGACACCGGCAGCCGCAGCUGGCAACAGCAGUGCUUCCGCGGACAACGACGCCGGCGCCGUAGAGACGUCUCCCGCCCGGUCGGCAGCACGCACGACGUCGGCAGACACUCCUACUCGAACUGCAGGAGAAGGAGAGAGAAGGAAGCGGGUGUCUUCCCCCUCCACUGCAGCCGCGCUUGGGCUUAGCAGCGGUGUGCAGUCGCUGGAAUCCAACCUGGCGCGCUUGGAGGCCAUUGUUGCCGGCAACGGUCCGGCUGGGGUAGCAGAGAGUAAAGAUGGAGCACCCGAUGGCCUCGGGUGGAUUCGAUCGGGUUCUGCUCAUGGAGGAACGGUGGUGGAAGCCGCGUGGGCGGAGGCCGUGCGCGGGCUGAGGGCGCAAGUGCUCGACCUGGGCCAUCGGGCGGAGGUCACCAAGGAACUGCUAGAGGUGGGAUCUAACAACGGCAUCUGUGCUUGCCUCAAAGGGCAGACGGAGGAACGAGCGGCGAAGGGCAACCUGGACGAGGAAGUGCUCCGGUUGCGGACGGAGCUCCUGAGACAGCAGCGGAGCUACUGGCAAGCGACGGCCAAGCUCAAAGAAAGGUACGAACGCGCCCGUCACGAAGACAACGAGCAAGAAGGCAACGAGGAGGAUGAACCGGUGCCUCUCGGUGUUGCCGCCGCUGCUGGAAGUCACGAGACGACCGUAUCGUCGGAUGCACGAGGAACGCCAGCAGACGAGGACGAACAGGGGACGGCUGCGACGGGGGCAAGGGCGCAGGAGCAGGAGAAGGAAGAGGAGCAGCAGCAGCAGCAGCAGCAGAACCGGUCGUUUCUGGCGGAGGUCGAAGAGCGGCUACGGGACAGAACGCGGGAACUGCGACAAGUCCGGCGCCUGCACGCUAGGGAGGCGAAGGAAGUCGCGGCGGAGCUUGCCCGGGUGGUCGAGGCUCACCGAGCCAGAGUUGCUAUCCUCGAGGAGAAGCUGAGACGAACCACGCGAAAGAUAAAGGCAAUGGCUCGGCCGAAACCGAAGACUGCCACGAAGAGGGGACGGGAGUCGGUGCGCGGUGGCGGCGGUGACGCUGGCGGUUAUCAUUGUGCUUUCUCUUCCAGUACUCCGCUCUCGACAGAUGAGCUGCUGAACUUACUCGCCGCGGCCGACGAGGAGGUGUUUGAAGCGAGGUCCAGGACGCAACGGCUCGAGUUCGAGCUCCGCGCGAAGACCGCUGAGGCGGACGCUCUCCUUCGGGAAGACGGAGGUCUUUUCGCCGCAACCCCCGUUCCAACCGAGAAGGUUGGCAUCGAAGGAGCGGGCGACGGCCAGGUAAGUGCGCUUGACAUUUCUCCCUCUUGUGCCACGGACACCACCAUAGAGAGCACCGGGAAGGCUACCGGUCUUGCGAGCGUGGCCUGCGCCGCCCGCCUGGCCGCAGCCGAGGCCGAAGUGGCGACGUUGAGGGAAGAAAGCCUGGCUGCCAGAGAGCUCGUGGUCAGAGCGCAACGGGAGUCUGCCGCUCUGAAGCUGGCCGCACACAGGAGGACGGCCGACCGCGCGGACGGGAGUCGGUCCAGAGAGAAAGAGCUGCGCCGUCAAGUGUCGGCGUACAAACGCGAGGCGGAGAGGCUUCGGUCGACGGCUACAGCGGCAUCGGCUCUUGCCCCCACUACAGGGAAGCAUGGCGGAGCAAGGAAAGGAGGAGGGGGCGGAGCAGCAGCAGCAGCGGCAGCUGGGGGGGAUGCCGAAACGGCAGCCCUGAAACUUCGGACGCAGCAGUUGGGCGCCAUGCGAGAGGAGUCAGAGCGGAGGGGGCGGGCGAUCGUCGCCCUUCGAGCGGCCAAAGCUGCUCUCGGCGAGGACCUUCGGCGACUGCGACAGGAGGCGGCGGGCCAAGAAGAAAAGCUUGCUAGGGCGUACAGGGACGCGGGCGUCAAGGGCAACACGGUCAAGGCCCUCCGAGAGAAAGUCACCGCGCUUGAGGCCGAGAUCCUGGCGCUUCAGUCUGCGAGAACGAACGCCAACGCCAUCACUUUGGGUGGUCGAGUUCUGUCUGCCGAAGCAAAAGGGGGGAGCCUUCCUGCUACUGACGCCGUCACGGCGGACUGCCCCGGUGACGCUGUCGGGGCAGCGUUACAGCCGUCAGUCCCUCUUUGCGACGUCCAGACGGCCACGGUGCGAGAUCUGAGGGCCGAGCGUGACCGCUUGCGGGCCAGCAUGCGCGGGUGGCACGGGUCGCUGUCCAAAAAGACAGCGGAGAUCGACGCGCAGGUGGCGGAGCUCCAGAGGUUGGAAGCGGAGGCCGGGACUCUCCGUGCCGCGGUCGCGAGGAAGGACGACGCCUACCGUGCCACCAAGAAGCAGGCGAGUUUUCGCCUCCGCGAGGAGUACGAGCAGUUCAAGGAUUCGAGCCAUCGCUGGCGGGCGGACGCGGAGGCCAAGUGGAGAGGUCUCAGGCGGGCCAGCGAGGCCGCCGCCAGGAGGGCCAAGGACAGCGAGAAGAGCGGAGACGCGGCCGAGCUAGAGCUCGCCGCGCUCAAGUCGGCCUUCCGCUCCUUCCUCAAGACCCUGUGGGACGACCUGAGGUCUCGCCCCCCCGUUGCCUCGCCUGCUGCCGGCGCCGCCGAUGCCUGCCCUGCUGCGCCCGACGUGGUGGGCGGCCACGCUGGUAAAGCAGGUAUCGACAGCAGCGCCAAGGCUUCUGCUGGGCAGCACGGGAGUGGGGGUGGCAGCGCCUCGGGAGACGGGAGAUCUGGCGAAUGUGCGAAGAGUUGGACACGAAAGGGAGGUGAUGCUGCGGCGGCGCCGACAUCGACAGGGUCGUUGCCCAUCAACGCCGCCGAGAGACACAAACAAGGAGACGCGGAACAAGAGAUGUUUGUGGGGCUGGCGAAAGCAACGGCGGCUAUAGCGGCUGCAGGAGGGGGUGGCGGUGUUGAAGUUUCUCAUGUAGGACGAGGAGGAAAGGGAGGAGGAGGAGGAGGAGGAGGGAGUCCGUUUGGAGAGCUUACCGAAGCCGAGGUUUCCGACAUCAUGCAAGCGCUCAGCUUGAGCGACGACAAGGGAGGAUCCCGCCUGCUGCUGUCCUCAUCCUCGUCACCGUCGUCAUCGUCGUCGUCUUCGUCUCUCUACUGCACCGCUCACGUUGCAGCGGCGGAGCCGACUCGGAUGGAAAUUGCCCCCUUGACAUCGCAGCAGCAGCAGCAGCAGGAAAUUGUGGAUGGGCGUGUUGAAAGACCAACGGAGACAGCCCCCCCGCGUCCGCAGCGGGACGGGAAGUUGGAGAAGAGAGGUUUCCCGGACGGGAGCGGAGAAGUUGGAAAUGAGAAGGAGCCUAACGCCGAGCACAAUAGCACGGAAUCCGAAGGGACGACAGCAUUCACAGACAGGGUGGAGUCGGCGUUGGGGGGUUCGAACACAUCCGCAGAUCUCGCGGAAGUGCUUCGCUCGUUGCGCGCUUCGGGUUUGUCGAAGACGGUGGCCGACAUCGCUGUGGAUGAUGAGUCUAUUUUCCGGUCAACGUCGCUUGUUGUACCGCAAGAACCAACGAGACCGUCGAGGUCAUGGUCGCAGCCUUCCUUCCACCCCGCUGCCGCCGCGGGGCAUCCGCUUGCUCCGGGAGGCAGAGAUCCCGGUGACACUGUUGAGCGAUUGUCGUCGUCGCGCGACGGCACAUCUCCUGCUCUUGGGGGACCGGUCCUGUUGGGCGAUCGCUGGGGCGGCACCGGGAGGACGCUCAGUCCUCUAGAGGAAGAAACGUCGGUGGGCUCGCUGGCGGAGACCGCGGCGUUCGGUGGCUUAGUUGGCGACAACUCCGAACCGCUUCUGGUGGGGGAUUUAGCGUCACCGUCGUAGGGUACGCAGGAGUCGACCGGUGAAACACGGCUGUUGCUGAUCACGCCAUGGGGACCCGCCCCGUGUUUUACACACAAAUACAUAUGUAACUGUAGGUCCCUGUCAAGCCCCCGGCCGCCACUUGUGCGUCCUGGUUCGUGAAUCCUGUACCUUCGAAAGGCAUCGAAGUCUUAGCUUAUCCUGGAAAAGACUACU